GAUUUGGGUACAGAGCAGAGCGAUCGAGGGCAUAUAUUCGAUUCAUUCCGGCCGAUCGCUCUCACGUAUCUUGCUUCAUCACGCAAAUUCUCAUAUUGACCACCGAGAGCCGUUGAAGGUCUCUGGGGUUGAAAAGCUGCGCCCGGUCGUCCCUCUGAGACCUCAGACUACAACUACUUUCCUCCUCGAUCUCCACCCUUCUACCCCCAGGCUCGUUCACAAUGCCUACACCUGAGUCCGAGGCGUUCCUGGCCAAGAAACCAAAGGUCCCGCCUACUUUCGAUGGCGUCGAUUUCGCCGACAACCAAGCGGUCACGGACGCCCGAGAUGCGAUUGUACGAGAACAAUGGGUAGGGAUGAUGAUGCAAAGACUAGUAGGCGAGGAAAUGGGAAAGUGCUACAUCCGCGAGGGCGUCAACCACCUCGAGAAGUGCGGCAAAUACAGAGAUCGAUACCUCCAACUAUUAAAAUCGAAUAAGGAGAAAGGGUACCGUGGCCGACAGCAGAAUUACAUGCCAGGCGUCGAUGGUCCCGCGGGUGGCCCGGAGAUUCACACAGACUACCCUACCGCCCAGCAGGCCAAGGGUGCAAAGGGUUCGGAUUACAGACCUGGAAACACCAGUGGGCAGGGUGGGAAUACACUGUAUUAGAGUACGAGAACUCGUUGUAGGCAGUCCGCGAAGAAAGCAUUGUACAUACUACUCAGGAGGACCGAAGGCCACAACUUGCGGCGAGGCAAUGAGAGGCGAAAUGCCAUCUGUUGCGCAAUUGAACCUUCCGUGCUUUGUCUGACUUCGCCGUGAACCAUCAGUCUUAGUGGCAUCAGCUAUAAUACAGACGCUGAGGCUGCCAUGGUUCAUCUUUCUGAAUGAUCGGUGCUCCCGAAACAACCGACGCCUGCUCAUGA
This is a messenger RNA of Exophiala xenobiotica, 907 nucleotides long. RefSeq lists its product as uncharacterized. Bases 222 to 650 code for a protein of 142 amino acids. The transcript is spliced from 3 exons. NCBI's taxonomy places the organism in Eukaryota, Fungi, Ascomycota, Eurotiomycetes, Chaetothyriales, Herpotrichiellaceae. The record is from RefSeq and is a predicted model, not a curated record.